Messenger RNA from Drosophila gunungcola (fruit fly), 3458 nucleotides. RefSeq names its product DNA replication ATP-dependent helicase/nuclease DNA2 (gene Dna2). Gene Ontology annotation, molecular function: 5'-flap endonuclease activity; single-stranded DNA helicase activity. The coding region runs from base 67 to 3342 and encodes 1091 amino acids. Lineage: Eukaryota; Metazoa; Arthropoda; Insecta; Diptera; Drosophilidae. Gene Ontology annotation, cellular component: cytoplasm. The record is from RefSeq and is a predicted model, not a curated record. Gene Ontology annotation, biological process: replication fork reversal. The transcript has 4 exons.
AAUAAAAACGCCGCACUGAUAAAAGUAAGUAGUGAGUGCACUUUAUCCGGAAAUAAAGCACCUGCGAUGUCCGCAAAACGUGUGCUGACACCUAGUAAAGCCGAAAAUGGUUCCUUAUUGCAUAGCCAAAAGAAAUUCAAGCAGCAGCUGGAUUUCGCGCCAGAUGAACUGGAGAACAUCGAUUGGGGCGACGAUGCGGACUUCGAUUUGGCGGCAGUUGGAGCUCUGGAGUCGAUUUGUAGUCAUAGAUUGGAUCUCAGUCGCUUUCAGCGCUGCGAAGUGGUGGAAUUGGAGCAGGUCUCUGGCAAACAGGAGCUUCAGUUGACCCUGAAGCGCAUUUCUGGCGGGGAUGCGGCCACAGGCGUCUGCCGACUGGCUGCCCCCUGGAAUCACAUGCGUUUGGCCAUUGGCGAUGUGGUUUCCCUGGCUGGCAAGUGGCAGCCAAGUGCAGGCUGCUAUGUGGUGGACAAGGAGCAGGGCUACUGCGUCUCGCAGCCGGAUUUCUUGAUAUCUGGCACUACGGUCACUGGAUCCCUCUUUUGCCGCCGGAAAUCCGUGCUACAGGAGCGUUUUCGUGGCCUGGAUUCGGGAAAUGAUGUGAUGCUCAUAGGCACUCUGGUGCAUGAGUUGCUGCAGAAGGUGCUGCGGCAGCAGCUUUUCCUCAAGAACGACAUACUCGCUGCCCUCCAGGAAAUGCUGAUUAGCUCGUCAUUGGCCCAACUACUCUAUGCCAGCAAUCUCAGCCAGGCGGAAAUGGAAAUGCAACUCCUAAAGUUCAUAGAACCCAUCACUAGCUUUGUGGCCCAGUAUGUCAGGGGUGAAACUCCGGCUGUCUUAGCGCCAGAAUCUUACAGAGGCUGCAUUCAAGAAAUCCGCGAUAUUGAGGAGAACCUUUGGGUGCCCCAACUGGGCCUCAAGGGCAAGGUGGACGUCUCUGUUAGGGUGAAAAAUGCACUGAACAAGGAGGAAAUCAUACCCCUGGAACUGAAGACUGGCCGUGCCAGCUUCUCCAUGGAGCACAAGGGGCAGCUGCUGCUCUAUCAACUGAUGCACUCGGCGCAGGGCAGGGAAACCCACUCGGGAUUGCUUUUGUACCUCAAGGAGGGCCUUUUGAGCGAGGUGCCCAGCGGGAGAAACGAACAGAGGGAUCUUGUAUUGCUUCGCAACGAUUUGGCCUAUUGGCUGACCAAAGAAAUAACCAUUCCAGUGGCCAAAGAGGCUGUGCUAGAGCAAAUGCCACUGCCGGAACCCAUUUACCAUCACAGUGCCUGCGGCAACUGCGCCUACAACACCAUAUGCUCCAGUUUUGCCCAACACGAUGAGAGUUUGCAGCUCAGUGACUCACAUCCGCUCACGAAGCUCAUGCCACAGCUUUUGGGACACCUCAAGCAGCCGGAUCAUGCCUAUGUGCAGCACUGGUGUAGUUUACUCGCCCUCGAAGAGCAGCACAAUCGUCAGUCCUCGCACUUGAGAGCCUUUUGGACAGAGGAUCCCAAGCAAAGGCAAAAACAGGGCACAGCUAUUGCUCAUCUGCGACUAGUGAGGGCCCAAAAGAUCAUUAACGAUGAGGGACGCUAUCGCCAGAGCUUGGAACUCGAUGCAGCAGCAGAUGCCGGCCAGGAUCUCAGCCUCAGUGGGUUCGACUUGGGUGAAUAUGUGGUGAUCAGUUCCAGUUGCCGGCUAGCCAUUGCCUCUGGUUUUAUUGUGUCCUUGCAAGCUCGCAGCCUGGAGCUGCGCCUGGAGCGCGAUCUUAGCCAGCAUUAUGCGGAUGAAACCUUCGUGAUGGACAAACAUGAGUCGCAAAGCUUUGCCACCUUUAACUACACCAAUCUGGGACUGCUACUCUGCGAUGGAGAACGCUACCAGGAGCUGCGUGACAUCAUAGUGGAGAAGAGGCCACCGGAGCAGCACAGGGUGGUGCCCAAGCUGGUGCUGACCAAGGGAGCAGCCAUGCUGCUGCAGCUGAACAAGGUGCAAAAGAUGGCUGCGCUGCGUGCCUUGACCACCAGCAGUCACCUGCUGAUCAAGGGUCUUCCGGGCACGGGCAAGACCCAAACUUUGGUUUCCCUCAUCCGAUUGCUGCAUCUCUUUGGCAAAAGUGUGCUCAUUACGGCCCAAACUCAUUCAGCGGUGGAUAAUUUGCUGAUGCGCCUGCUGCCCUUUGAUUUGCCCAUGCUAAGACUGGGUUCCACAUCGCGAAUACUGCCGCAACUGGAGGGGAUUAGCGAGGAGCGGCUGACCCGUGACUGCAAGACAGUGGAGGAGCUGGAGCAGGCUUUGGCUGGGCCAGCCAUUGUGGGCGUGACCUGUCUCGGGGCUGGACACCCCAUGUUCCAGCGCCGGCAGUUCGAUUAUUGCAUUGUCGAUGAGGCCACGCAGGUGCUGCAGCCCACUGUGCUGCGUCCGCUGAUGCACUGCAGCAAGUUUGUGCUGGUUGGCGAUCCCGAGCAGCUGCCACCCAUUGUUCGGUCCAAGGAGGCGCGUCAAAGGGGCGCCGAUGAGACCCUGUUCCAGAGAUUGGACUCGGAGCAGGCCACUGCCGUCUUGAGUCUGCAAUAUCGCAUGAACAAGACCAUCACGCGGCUGGCCAAUGAGUUGACCUACGGCGGUGAGCUGAAGUGUGCCUCCGAGGAGGUGUCUUCUGCCAGAUUUCAGCUGGAGUUGGCCAGCCAAACACCCAGGUGGAUACAGCGUGCCCUGCAAACUCACAUAGAGCAGGCUGUCGCUUUGAUAAACACAGGCGAUUGCUUGGAACGGGGACAGGAAAUGGUGGCCACCUGCUCCUCCCUAGAGCAAAGCUAUGCCGAACACAAGGAAGAGCAUCGAAAGCACAGCAAGCGAAGGAUAUCCAAGUAUACAAACUACUGUGAAGCGGGCAUAGUAAUGCUUUUACUCAGGGAGUUACUAAAAUCCGGCUUCGAAGCCUCGAGGAUUGGUGUGAUAGCGCCGUAUCGCGCCCAAGUGGAGCUGCUCAGAAAGCUGGCCAACAAACUGGAUGCCAACUUGGAGUGCAACACUGUGGAUCAGUUCCAGGGCAGGGAUAAGAACCUAAUCAUUUAUAGCUGCACGAAAACGGGAGGCGGCAGCUCCUCCGCCGGCGAUAUGGAAAGAUCCAGGGAGGCGGAGAUUCUGGAGGAUCAGCGUCGCCUCACGGUGGCCAUCACGCGGGCCAAGAACAAGCUCAUCCUGCUGGGCGAUGUCCAGUGCCUGGAGCAAUACGCCCCCUUCCGGCGACUCUUCCAGAACAUCCCCCAGCGAUGUCGCCUCCAGUUGGAGGAUGGCCGCAUGGAGUUCGCCUGGCAGCGAAUCGAGGAGCAUCUGGCCACGCUCAUGGAGGCCUAGCAGCAGCAACAGCAGCAACAACAACAGCAGCAGCAGCAGCAACAACAACAGCAGCAACAACAGCAACAUCUAGCCCAAAGGAGCCUUGUAUUGCCACCUCGAGCAGCAAAAAGCCG